AUGAGCUCGGGUUAUGCUCUUGUCCUCAAGCAACCGGAUUCAGAGUUUGUUGAACAACGCAAGGUGUUCCGCAAAGGCGUCGGUCCGCUGGUGGUCGCACACUACGACCCCCUCGUUCAGCAGCAAUGCCGUUCCCUCAUUAAAGCCCUGGAAGGAUUUUCAGGGCAUCCAUAUGAUAUUCUCGCCUUGAAAGUGGGAGAGCUCGUCAAUACAAUUGCAUACGGAGAAAGCUUCAAUGCCACGCACGGUCAAGAGCUUAUCAAGUUGAACAUUGAGAGGAUCAACCUCAUAACUUGGGUGUUUUCAAAGAUAUGGAUGGUCAACUUCUUUCCUAUCUUGAGGUAUAUUCCUCCUUGGUUUCCCGGCGCAGAGUUUCGACGUAUUGGCAUACGAGGUACCGAGGUCACGCAGAAGUUACGCUACUGGCCAUUUGGACAAAUCAGAGCAGCUGUGGAGGCAGGUACAGCUGACGAUUCCCUCGUUUCGAGGUUGCUUAAGGACUCGAAUCUGUCACAAGAUAUGCUACGGGAUGCCGCCGCAGUCAUGUUCUCAACCGCGAAUGAUACGACUUCAUCCGCCGUCAUAUGUGUACUACAUUGCCUCUUGCGCAGUCCAGAAUGGCAAGAGAGGGUGUAUCGGGAGAUUCACGAAAUAGUUGGACACGAUCGCCUACCCAGAAUGGAAGAUAUACAGAAUAUGGAGCUCCUGAAUGCCGUCUGGAAGGAGUCGAUACGGUGGAAUUCGCCCGCCCCUCUGGGUAUCCCCCAUGUCAAUUCCCAAGAUGAUGUCUGGAAUGGUUAUUUUAUUCCCAAAGGAUCGCUUGUGCACUGCAAUAUCGGGCAAGCACGAUUUAUGCUGAGGGAUCCUCGGAUCUGGGGUGUAGAUAGCGAACAGUUCAACCCUCAACGUUUCCUACGCGAGUACAAUCCCAACAUCGACAAACUUCCAGAUAUGUCAAGUCUGCCAUUUGGCUUCGGACGAAGAAUCUGUCCUGGACGCCACCUUGCCGAACGUGUUGGACUUCAAAUGGUCGCGGCAAUUUUAGCCACGUACAAGCUGGAGCCUGUCAAAGAAAUUCCUGCUGAAGUAGACUGGCUGGACUCGACCGUUCGGUAA
Messenger RNA from Serendipita indica DSM 11827, 1116 nucleotides. NCBI's taxonomy places the organism in Eukaryota, Fungi, Basidiomycota, Agaricomycetes, Sebacinales, Serendipitaceae. The record is from the annotation of a GenBank genome assembly.